AUGAGCGCAAGUGCAAUUGCGAUGCAGCAUCGAGCCCCUCAAGCCUGUAAAUCAUGCAGGAAGCUCAAGAGGAAAUGUGUCUUUAACCCAACGUUGGGCAUCUGUAACCGGUGCUCCGAGACCGGUAAACCAUGCGUGUACGCUGAGGUCAACUCGACUACUCCGCAUGAUGAUUCCGUCGCUGUCGUCCAUCACAAUACAUUCACCACGUCCACGAAUGCUGAGGCUUCUGGUCACCUGAAUGCCUCGCUCCAACAGGGCAAUCCCCUGUACCUGGACACGUUUGGUACCGCCUGGUUGGACGAAUAUGGUCAGCCAAAUGUGUUAGUACACUUUCCUUUCCGCCUUCCUGUGCUGACUGUCCAAUUGAAGCCACGCGGUUGA
Molecule: messenger RNA, 384 nt
Organism: Suillus subalutaceus
Lineage: Eukaryota; Fungi; Basidiomycota; Agaricomycetes; Boletales; Suillaceae
Exons: 3
Coding region: 1-384 (127 amino acids)
Biological process (GO): regulation of DNA-templated transcription
Molecular function (GO): DNA-binding transcription factor activity, RNA polymerase II-specific; zinc ion binding
Source: RefSeq, a predicted model, not a curated record